Messenger RNA from Spinacia oleracea (spinach), 468 nucleotides. RefSeq lists its product as uncharacterized. The transcript has a single exon. The coding region runs from base 1 to 468 and encodes 155 amino acids. The record is from RefSeq and is a predicted model, not a curated record. NCBI's taxonomy places the organism in Eukaryota, Viridiplantae, Streptophyta, Magnoliopsida, Caryophyllales, Amaranthaceae.
AUGACAAUCACAGUUCCCAAGCACAUGAGGGAGGCUAGUCUUUGCAAAGGAUUCGGAUCGACACUGGUUGGACCCACCUUGAAGUGGUUGACCAGCCUGCCAAACGGAUGCAUCACUUCCUUUGCUCACAUCGACAACAUGUUCAAUCAGCAGUUUGCCAGCAACAGGUGUUUGGAGAAACAAACAAGCGACCUAUACCGAGUGGUUCAACGCCCAGACGAACCUCUAAAGGAUUACAUAGCUCGGUUCAUCAGGGAGAAGGUGACUGUACCUGAGUGUGACGUCCCAACGGCAAUCGAAGAAUUCAGGCAAGGGUUGUAUGGCGAGAACGACCUAUGGAGGGAUCUGAUCAAGUAUCCCUGCAAGACGUUCGAAGACGCACAAGCCAAAGCAAUGGCUCAGUUCAGGUUGGAAGAGACUCUCUACUCCAGGAAGGGAGCUAACGACUACACCAAGACGGACAUGUGA